AUGCCCCCAGACGUCCAAAAGCGCCUCCCAGCCUGCGACACAUGCAAGCUCAGACGCGUCAAGUGUGAUCCCGUACCACCACCAGAGGCAUGUCCCCGUUGCAUCUCCAAAGGCAUCGUGUGCACAACGACCAAUGUCAAGCGGAAGAGACCUCAGGAUAGAUCCGGUAAACGCAUCCAAACGGCAAAGGCCGCCUUUGGCACCAUCCGACCUCUCUAUGAAGCGAAUCCGGCGCCCCUCGUUCGCGCUGAGACGUACCUGACGCAGCUAGAGCUCGCCAGCGAGCUUACUGGACACCUGCUCGAAAACCACCGCAUGCACCCUGACCUCACACCAGUCCACGCCAACCUCCCCAGCGACAACAUCGUCCCCGGAGCGACCCUCAUUCGGCAGUUCGACGCCGGCGGCCGCCGCAUCUCCACGCUGCCCAAGACGUCCCAGGCCCUCGCGCUCUGCAUCCUCACCCUGACCGCGCGCAUCUCGUCCCACCCGCUCCUCUUCGGCCCCACGUCGCCCCCUCCGCGGCUCGCCACGAUCCUCUUCGACUCGGCCGUGGACAUCCGCUCCGUGCCGGAGUGGGGCCGGCGCCGCGAGAACGCGUGUGAGCGGCUGAGGGAGAUGGCGGUGGAGAGCGCGUGGCACGCGAAGCUGCUCGGGGCAGACGGAGGGGCGGGCAGCGGGAUCGCGGGCGUAAGCGACGAAGGGAUGGCUGCGUGCUUGUUGCUGGAGGCUAUUGAGGAUCGUUAUGAACAGGGCAGAGGCCAGGUCUGGGGUGCCGCGUUCGUCGCGCUGCUUAGAAGGAAGCUGGACGCGAAGCGCAGGGCUGAGUGGGCCAGGUUGUCUCGUGCAACGAUAAACGAAAUCGACGACGAAUCAGCCGUACCGUCAUCCUCACCCUCGGCGGCACUGCCAGAAAAAGCACAACAUGCUCCGCGUAUUCCCGGUCUAGCCUGGUCUCUGCAACUUAUGCGAGAGGCACUCUCGUCUGCUGCACGAGGCCAGCUGUGUUCCUACACCCUUCACGAUGAAGAGAUGGUCGCCGGAUUGCGGCCCGUGAGCCCCGAGAAAGUCCUCGAACACCCAGACUCCUUUGGCGUCGCCGAGUCGCAUCCGCCUCGGGAUUUCUACGAGGGUGAGGAGUCGAGGGCGGAAUGGUGGGAUUUUGACAGCUACUAUGCUCUCGGUCGACCGUACACGUAUCGGAUGAUGGAGAUCGCGCUAGGAAGCUACGAGUGGACGCUGCGCCGCACUCACCGCGUCCCGUUCAGCGUCCCCCACCUCAAAGCCCACCUCGCCUCCAUCGCGCCCCUCCAGGAGCUUACACACGUCGCCGCGCGCCGCCUCAAACUGCUCCUCUCCCCCGCAGCCGUCGACGUCCGCCACCGCACAGGGCGCGGCGCGGCGUUCCGCGCUGCGACGGGCGAAGAGCCCGGCGAGCUCAUGCGCACCUUCCACCGCGGACACCCAGGCGUUCACCCGGACCCAGGCUCGGAUUCGCAGCAGAAGCGCACGGGCGCAGCCGACGGGGAUGACGGGGACGACGGCGGAAUGGCGAUGCAAGGCGCCGACGGCGCACCCGGCGUGCACUCCCCGCGCGACGAGCUGCGCGCGCAGGAGAUGGCGCGCACGCUGCAGCUGCUCAUGCGCGGGUGUCUCGCCGCGAGCCUCUUCCCCGUGUACAACGACGUGCGCGAGCGGCUGCGCGCGCUCGGGGCGGGCGGCGGGUGUCCCGGCGACGAGCGGGUGGUGCUGGAGGGGGUGAUGCGCGCGCUGACGGGUGCGCUGGUGCCGGAUGCGCGGGCGAUGCUGCGCGGGGUGAGGGCGGUGGUGAGGCUUGCGUGGGUGACGAAUGUGGGGAGGUCGAUGAGGGAGUCGUUGGGGUCGUCUUCGACGGCGACAUCAACGGCGGCGGGGGUGUCGUCUGCUGCGCGUUCCCCGGCUGCUCGGGCUGGGAUGAGCACACCAGAAACGGACUCGGCGACCCCUCCGCCGCCGCACGCUGGAGACUCGGAGCCACCACCUGGGCUGGCGAGCGUCCCCCUGCACUGCGGCCUGCUCUACCCGUCCUCGUUCGCGUGGGAGGGCAAGAUCGUCUCGCUGCUCCGGCUGUGCAUCUCGCCGCACCUCUUCGCGCGCGCGAGCUGGAACGAGCCGUUCUCGAUCUGGGCGCGGGUGCUGCUGGACGCGCCGCCAACGGAAGAUGGUGGGAGCGGGGGGUUUACGAGGGACGAGAAGAUUGCUGAGCUCGAGUGCUUGCUCGACACCGCCAGAGUGAUGGCGUGGUCCUACCCCACCCUCGACGAGGACCUCAUCCGCGCCACAGAAGAUACGGUUGAGACCCUGAAAGCCGAACAGCACGCGGCGGCCCACCCCGCUGCCUCUACAAUCCGCCUCGAGUCGUCCCCGUCACCACCGCGCGGUCGACGUGCGUCUCCAGAUAGAGACCACACGCUUCUGCGGGGCGUGCCGACGUCGGGCGCCUCCGUGCCCACCGUGAAGGAGGCGCUCGAGGGUGUCCCGCACGAGCGCAUCUCGGACCUUCGGCAUGCAAGGGGCUGUCAGCGCGCGCGGAGACGACCUCGUUGGGAGUCUCGCUGCUGA
This is a messenger RNA of Coniophora puteana RWD-64-598 SS2, 2601 nucleotides long. RefSeq lists its product as uncharacterized. Gene Ontology annotation, molecular function: zinc ion binding; DNA-binding transcription factor activity, RNA polymerase II-specific. NCBI's taxonomy places the organism in Eukaryota, Fungi, Basidiomycota, Agaricomycetes, Boletales, Coniophoraceae. Bases 1 to 2601 code for a protein of 866 amino acids. The transcript is spliced from 11 exons. The record is from RefSeq and is a predicted model, not a curated record. Gene Ontology annotation, biological process: regulation of DNA-templated transcription.